Aricia agestis (brown argus) is the source of this 4081-nucleotide messenger RNA. Its product is annotated as inhibitor of Bruton tyrosine kinase. Lineage: Eukaryota; Metazoa; Arthropoda; Insecta; Lepidoptera; Lycaenidae. The record is from RefSeq and is a predicted model, not a curated record. The coding region runs from base 367 to 4008 and encodes 1213 amino acids. Gene Ontology annotation, molecular function: protein binding. The transcript is spliced from 15 exons.
UUUCAUUUCCAAUAAAGGGUUGCGUCGAUUUUAUUCUGCGGAAAAUAUUUGUUACAUGUUAUUUAGUUGAUAACUAAUCUAAAAUAUAUGUGUAUAUACUUGUUUUCUCGUACGUAACUAGCCAUGUCUCAAGCUAUCUUCUUCAACAAUCCUCAUCAAACAGCUGUUUAUUUGUAAAGGCCGUUCCAACAACAAUUAUGUCGUGUUAAGUGAAAAGGGACCCUUCAGGGGGUCUGGCUUGGCCAUACCUCCCAGGAUCUGACCAUAUCUACGUUGUACCUGUGUGCUGUACAUAUUGUGUUGAAAAUAUUUUUAUUACUUAAUAGAAGAUAAUUCUUACUAUAAGUUGGUUUAAAAGUGACAAAAAUGAGUAAGAUAGAAGUAGAUUGCACAAAGAAAUGCAACUCUCGCCUUCAUGGCCAGGCGUUGACGAUUGCCAUAACCAAGAGAUCUGUCAGUGAUGAGUCUCUCGCCAGCUUUAUCAAAAGCACCUGUGCUAAUUUCGCUAAAGCUUUUGAUUUUGAGGGUCGCACUGCUCUGCAUAUGGCCGCAUCACGAGGUAGAAGUGGGCUAAUGCAAUGGCUUGUACGUCACUCCUCUGAUGCUUUCAUCAAUGCACGCGACCGGGAGUCAGGGUACACUCCGUUGCACAGAAGUAUAUUUUAUGGGCAGAUUCACUCUGCUGUUGCUUUGAUGAAACUAGGAGUAAACACCGAUAUAGUAGACAAGGAUGACUACAAGGCGCUAGAACAUGCUAUGCUGGAUAAACAUUACAUGUGGAAAGCUGACGGAUCGCAGCCGUGUGAUGCCUAUGUCUGGGGGAGCAACUCCAACUAUACUCUGGGCACGGGCUCCCAUCAGCCCCGACAGAUCCCUGAGUUGCUGAGCUGCUUUAGUCGCACCAAUGGGAAUGUUAAACAGGUGUGCCUCGGCAAGUUUCACAGCAUCUGGGUGUGCGACGGGGACGUAUACUGUGCGGGUCAACCUGCACGCGCGGGUGGGCCGCACGCCACCGCCCUCCGGCCCAUACUGCUGCGUCUGACGGAGCCCUGCGCCGAUGUCGCCAUUACCCUGACGUCUACGGUGUUCCUGAUGCAGAGUGGCGCGGUCCUCCAAUACUCUCUCAACAACACGGACACGGUAUCAUCCACGAAAAACCCCACCACAAUCAAGUUGCCGUCCGUCAAGCCGCUUAUCAAGCUAUCGUGCCCGCUCGGCGUGCGUACGGGACGCUCGCACGCGGUCUUGUGGAACGAACGAGCUAUAUACACGUGGGGACAAAAUAUGGGACAGUUGGGUCAUCCGCAGGAAGAGAAAAUUGUCCCCGGGCCUAAGAGGGUGGCGAUAUCACUUAACAUCAAGGAGGAAGCCACCAUACAGCUAGUGGACGCUUGCGACGCCGCCACGGUGCUGACCACCAGCCGCGGCGACGUUUACCUGCUGCACAAGUACCUCGUCAAGAAGAUCGCCGUCAAGCAAAUAAACAUACGCCAAGUGUGCGUAGAGGGCAAAGUGAGCGAGCAGGGCGCGUACUCUCGCGUGACCGUGCUGCUGCUGACCAACGUGGGACAGCUCAUGAUAUGGCAGGACACCACCCAGCGGCUUACUAGAUGCAUCUUCGGCCUAAACCACCAAGUCGACGUCACCCACGUCGCUCUAACUCACGACGCGCUCUAUUUUACGACGAAAUACGGCGAGGCGUUCAUUGGUCACAUAUCCCGCAAGACCACGCCCCCCGCGCCGCAGCCAAUCAGGAAAGAGAGGGAGAGAGACAACAAAUCGGCGCUAGUGAAAUUUUUAGAAAAGGACGACUGUACUUCUGUGCGCAUUACUAAAAUACCGAAUAUACACCGCGCCACUGCGAUCGUGGUUGAUGGAGAGGGAUUGAAUUUCGCGUGCUUGCAGAUGAAGCCUACCUGCGGUCUGACGUCACUCCCGGACCUGUCACCGUCGAGCCUGGCCAAGCACAUGGCGACCCUCAUGGAGACAGCCGCCGAUGAUGAUAUACUGCACGAUGUUGUGUUCCAGGUCGGAACCAAAGUCUUCCCAGCGCACAUAUUCAUCGUAGCUUCAAGCAGUGAAUACCUAUACAAGUUGUACCAGGACGCACGGACGGACGGCAAGACCACGGUUGUAUUAGAUAACGUGCACCCAGAUGUCUUCGAGAGGAUUCUCAGAUAUAUGUAUACGGGUACAUGUGAUGUAGCCGAGUUGGGGCCGUGCGGACUCAAGAUAAGGAAAGAAGAUCUGAGUGACUUGAAAAAGAAAGGGAAGGAAGAUGAUGAGACGGAGUUUAUAGAGAACGCAUCCGAGAUAUCCGCAUUCGAGGUGUACAAGCGGGACAAGCGCCGGCGGGCCCCACCGCCAGCCGCUCGCACGCUGGACGCGGUCAAGUGCGUGCAGGCCGCCGCCAAGCGUCUACACGUGAUGACGCUGCACAAACUACUCGACAAGUUCUAUUACCGAGACGGCAUAGUAUACCUCAAGGAGAGUGCCACAUACACCAAGACCCCGCUGACUUGGAACCGCGAGAGUCUCCCAGAGCUGGUCGAUACGAAUGUGUGCUCUAAAGACGGUGUGCUCAUACCCGCGCAUAAGUGUGUAUUGGCUGCCAGGCUGGAGUACUUCCAUGGCAUGUUCAUACAUUCCUGGACUGAGAGCAAAAUAUUAUCAACAGUUACUCUGCCAGUAAACCAUGGUAUUCUACUGCCCGUAAUAGAUUUCCUCUACACCGAUAAAUGCCCAGAAAUCGAAACAUCAGAUAGCAUUGAUUUCAUUUGCAGCAUGCUUAUUGUAUCCGAUCAGUUGUUUAUAAGUCGACUGCGAGAAAUGUGUGAGAUUGCGCUAGCUAACUUGAUUACAUUGAAAAACUGCACUGAGCUAUGUCAAUUUGCACACACAUACAACGCCGCACAGCUAAAACAAUGCUGCAUGGAAUUCAUAGCUCUAAACAUAAACAAUAUCCUUGAAAACAGAUCUUUGGAUUUACUAGAAGAGGUUUUACUUGAAGACAUAUCAAAAUAUUAUUGUAAAUUCAAUCCCAUAAUGUCUUCGAGAGUUAUCACUCCAUUUUACAAUUCUCCAUCUGAUGAUAUCAUUGAUGAGCAUGUUAAAACGUGUCCGGUAGAUCUAGAUUAUGUCGAUGAGGAUUUUAAGAAGGACAUAAGUAUCGGGGAAAAGGAAAGUAAUAAAAAAAAGAAGCAAAAGAAAAUUGAGUAUACCGAAAGUGAAAAGGCAAGAAUGAGAUAUGAAUCAGUAAGUUCGGUUACAUCUUUAGAUUUAUCUAAUGAUACCUCUGGGGAUGUGACUCUAUCUCUCAGUUCCAUAUCUACUGAGGAGAAAGAUAAAACAAAAGGAAAAGAUAUAGAGAAGUGGACAAAGAUCCCAACGCAACAGCAGAAGCAGCAGAAAGUUGUACAAGCACGGUUAAAAGCUAUAUCAUCCGCUAAGGAUAUAAUGAACGAAACACCUACAAAUUCAUUCACAAAACUAAUCAAGAAUAACUCUAGUGCCAUAUCUGAACCCGUAACCCCCACUAGUUCCAACAUGACCUCACCAAAAGAUACUAAGGCCUGGGGCCAGGGAAAUCUCAUAAUCAAUCAUGUAGGUCCAAAGUUAUCGCAGAAACAAAGAAAGAAAUUGGCGUCCGAAAAUGAGAAUUCUACCCUUACUUUGGACGAUUAUUUAGCUGAUAAACUUACUAUAGGCAGCCCUCCUGACAAACCUAAAAACCCCUGGAAGAUAUGUGAGCAUCCCGUUGCAAGCAGUAGCCCAAAUAAAUCGAAAUCAAUUGAAUUCAAUAAAAUACUUGCCGACCAGAAAAAGCAGAAGGAUGACUCCUCUAGAAUAAUGACAAAACCUCUUGCACUUACUCAGCUUGAAGACAAAGCCAUAGAAGAAUUGGAGAGAUUCUACAAUAUACAUGAAAUUGACGAUGAGCUGAUCAGUGUGAGGAGAAUUGAGCUGCAGGUGUCUUCACCACAAUGGAUCAACACUGCCUCAAAGUGAUAAAUUAUGAGCUAUUUUAUAAUAUUUACAUACAAUGUACUAGAAUAUUCUAUUUAAUACAUGUGAUGACAAU